Molecule: messenger RNA, 1769 nt
Organism: Nilaparvata lugens (brown planthopper)
Lineage: Eukaryota; Metazoa; Arthropoda; Insecta; Hemiptera; Delphacidae
Exons: 5
Source: RefSeq, a predicted model, not a curated record
UCCAGAAAGCUUAUACUGAUCUCAAGAAUAUUCCACAUAUACCGUUGAAUUCACAGUGCAGAAGUAUCGUAUGUCCAUAAAGCUUGUUCUGCACCAAAGUGUGAGAUGCAUUCACGUGGCAUUGACUGAUCAUAGUAUCUGGAGUCCAAGAUAAGCUAGUUCUGCGCUCAGUGAAUUCGAUUUUGGUGGCACUGAACUGAUAUUGGCGCGCUGCAGCAUUGUUGAGGAAUAGGAAACCUAACCUCAUUUUUAUCUCAUGUCCUUCAUGCAAACUUCCUUUUCAAAAUUCACUUGCCAAAUUUUAUAUUAUGGAGAGCAGAGGACAAUUUAUUGUCGAAUUGGCUAAGCAAUCAUGUUUGAAUGAAGCUAUAAUCGAGAACAAUGACCAUGGAAGCGAUUUUGAUAUUGGUAAUCAGGAUAAAGAAGAUAUUAGAAUAACAGAGCUCAAAAACAGUUAUGCAAAUUUGAAUGAAGCUAGAAUGGUGGAUAACAGUAACCAUGAAUGUGAUAAUACUGGUAAUCAGGACAAUGAAGACAUUGAAAUAAUGGAGCUCAACAACUAUUAUGCAAAUAUUGAAGAAGUGGAGCCUGCUUUUUUUCAAGAUAGUCUUCACGAAAAAGACAGUUUACUCCAGGAUAAUCAAGCUAUUGUUGCAGAGGACAUGACUGAUGCAGAAGAGGAGUAUGGCCUCUUUGAUGAUGACGAUGAUGACCCAGACUAUAUUCCUAAUAGUCAAGAAGACAUCAACUUUGUGAGUCAAGUUCCAAGGAAAGCAGGGAGGUUUCAAACUGCUCAUCCAUCUGAAAAUGUGGCUGCUACUUCAGGAGAUGUGGAUUCGGUCCCUGAAUCUCUGGAAAACUCCGCUCUUCAUAAUGGGAGUGCAAUCAAGAAAUCUAGGAAAAGAAUAAGGUCAGAAAAUACAUGGCGCAGAAAUGAGAUUAAAAGAAAACGCAAUAGAGGUGAAUCUUACAAGAAUUGGAGAGGAGUUCAUGUGGAACAGCGCACAAUAAAAGAAGUAUGCAAUAAUUGCAGAAUGAAAUGUGCUUCAAAAUUCACUGAAGAUGAGAGGUUGGCAAUCUUUACUGAGUUCUGGAAUCUUGGCGAAAUAGACCGCCAAAGAGAUUUUAUUAUCAACACAAUCCAACAGACUCCAAAAAAGCGCAUCAGGAUUAGAAAUGGGAGUGAAAAUGGUGAUUCAUGCAGGAAAGUAACUUUUUCAUAUUCAUUGAAAUGUGACCAGAAGGAAGAGGUUGUGUGUCAGCGAUUUUAUCUAAACACACUUAGCAUUUCUCAACAGAUGGUGAAGACUGCGUUUCUGAAAAUUCAGGCAAGUGGAAAAACGGUGUCGGAAGACAGAAGGGGUAAAUCUGGGUGCAAUUCGAAGUUGGAAGAGAAAGUGAAAAUUUCUGUGAAAGAUCACAUUGAAUCUUUCCCCAAAGUUGAAAGUCAUUAUUGUCGCAGAGAUUCAAAAAGGGAAUAUCUAGAUCAGAAAUUGAAUUUAUCAAAAAUGUACUCUCUUUAUAAGGUCCAUUGUAAAGAAAACGGAAUCUCCAAUAUGGCAAAGGAGUCAAUGUAUAGAUAUAUUUUUAACACCAACUAUAACUUGGGGUUUUUCCAACCAAAAAAAGACCAGUGUGACUUGUGUGAAAAGUUCAAAAAUUUGGAUGAAGAAGGAAAAACUCUUCAAGGCGUUGUAGACGAGCAUCUUCUUAACAAAGUGGCAGCAAGAGAGGCGAAGGAGAAAGCCAAAGAGAGAAGUAAAAAUGAU